Messenger RNA from Apus apus (common swift), 2389 nucleotides. RefSeq names its product ectonucleoside triphosphate diphosphohydrolase 6 (gene ENTPD6). Gene Ontology annotation, molecular function: GDP phosphatase activity; UDP phosphatase activity. NCBI's taxonomy places the organism in Eukaryota, Metazoa, Chordata, Aves, Apodiformes, Apodidae. Gene Ontology annotation, biological process: nucleoside diphosphate catabolic process. The coding region runs from base 172 to 1500 and encodes 442 amino acids. The record is from RefSeq and is a predicted model, not a curated record. Gene Ontology annotation, cellular component: membrane; Golgi apparatus. The transcript has 14 exons.
CCGGGCUGCGGGGCCCCGGCGCGCCCCGCGCUUGCGCAAGGGGGAGCGGCCGCGGGGCAGCGGCGGGGCCGGCGGCGGCGUGAGUGCGGGAGUGAUGUGGGACCCACCUGUUCUGUGUGAAGGACACGAAAGGCAACAUUUCAUAAAGGGAAGAAACAAAACAUCUGAUAAAUGGAAGCCAUGAAGUUAUCAAAGCGGUCCUUUGCUUUUGGGAUUUUGGCAUGCAUAGCUAUUUAUGUUGCAUACAUAAAAUGGCACUUGGACUCUAAACCAGCCAUGGGAGCAACAGAAGGAGCUGCUGAACACAGGGGAGACAAACUGAACCGUCAGGCACCAACUGCAGAUCUCUCAGUGUUUUAUGGAAUUAUGUUUGAUGCAGGAAGCACGGGAACUCGCAUCCAUAUUUUUAAAUUUACACAACAGCCAAAAGAGACUCCCAAAUUAACCCAUGAGACAUUUAAAGCACUGAAGCCAGGUCUAUCUGCAUAUGCUGAUGAUGUCGAAAAGAGUAGCCAGGGAAUAAAAGAGCUCCUGGAGGUGGCGAAGAAGGAAGUUCCUAUGGAGCUGUGGAAGUUUACUCCUCUGGUCCUGAAAGCCACAGCUGGCCUACGGUUGCUGCCAGGAGAGAAAGCUCAGAAGUUGCUGGAUAAGGUGAAGGAGAUAUUUCAGGCCUCCCCCUUCUUUGUGAGGGACAACUGCGUGUCCAUAAUGAAUGGAACCGAUGAAGGUAUUUCAGCCUGGAUCACAAUAAAUUUUUUAACGGGUAGCCUAAAUGAUCCACAGAAGAGAAGCGUAGGGAUGUUGGAUUUGGGUGGUGGAUCAACACAGAUCACCUUCCUUCCACGCACCAAGGCAACUCUCCAGACAUCACCAGCUGGCCAUACAACUUCAUUUCAGAUGUUUAACAACACCUACAAGCUGUAUUCAUACAGUUACCUGGGACUCGGGCUGAUGUCAGCAAGGCUUGCCAUUUUAGGAGGAGUUGAGGGAAAACCCUUAGGAGAAGGGGAGGAAUUAAUCAGCCCUUGUUUACCACCUGGCUUCAAAUCUGAAUGGCAACAUGCUGAGAUAGUGUACAAAAUUAAAGGACAGAAGGCAGGUGAGCCUCUGUACGAGUCUUGUUCUAACAAAGUGGCAAAGGUGCUCUACAAAAAAGUGCAUAAAGCUGAGGAAGUGAAGGACUUGGAUUUUUACACUUUCUCCUACUACUACGACCGUGCAGCGGAGGUUGGUCUCAUAGAUAAAGAAAACGGAGGAAGCUUAACUGUUGAGGACUUUGAAAUUGCAGCCAAAUACAUAUGUAAGACCAUGGAAAUCAGCCCUGGAAGCAGCCCUUUUCUUUGCAUGGACCUCACCUAUAUCACCUUCCUCUUGCAAGAACUGGGCUUCCCCAAGAGCCAAGUCUUUAAGCUUGCCCAGAAAAUUGACAAUGUUGAAACCAGCUGGGCAUUGGGAGCCACUUUUCAUUAUAUUGACUCACUCAAUAGACUGCAGUACUAAAGCUCCUUGAAGGUGACUUUUGGGAAUUGUUUUGUUUUGUUUUGGAAGCCAAACACAGAACCUGUUGGAAGGGUCUGCUUUUGGCUUCUGGAGUCCUUUGGGAGGUCAUAAGGUCCCCUUUCCUCCCACCCCUUGCCAAGUCCCCUUGAUGGCUAGCUCUUUUUUACAGUGAAGAGUGCAGUAUCUGAAACAUAAGCCUUGAUUUGACAGCAUCUGCAUUCAACUUGACAUAAAACUUCCUAAUUGUUGAAGGAAAACCAAGACUCUGCAGGACAACUGUGAUCUCUAUGAGAAAAACAGCUUUUUGGAAUAUACCUGUACGAUGUGCUUGUACUGUGCUAAAGUCACUGUAGGAAAGGGUCACUCCAGAAAGAACUCUUUACUGUCCUGAUUUCAGGGUGUUUUUCCUGUUUGUCAGCUGUUUUCAGUGAUUAUUUUUAUUUUACUACUGCUGUGUUUGAAAGUGAACUUGUGCAUGUGCUUGCAAAGACAGUGCAUUUAUAGAGAUGUGCUGCUGGCAGGCAGCAGCUUUGAAGUGCACUGUGGAAGUCAGCUCUGCUUUCCACUUGCUGAACUAGGAAAGCUCAGGAGCACUCUAGAAACUGGAGAUGUAUUUAAAGGCAUGAGCUGGAGCCUAUAUGCCCUGUAGGGUUAAAGCCUGCAGCCUAAUGUUGGUUCCCUGGCUGUUGAGAGAUGGAUGGAUGGAUGGAUGGAUGGAUGGAUGGAUGGAUGGAUGGAUGGUGACAUCAGAUUUGCUGGAUGAGAAAGGCCUGGGAGCUGGGUACAGGGCUAAUUAUGGAUCGGACAGUUCUAGCGUGGGUCAGGGUAAGAUUGGUGAACGAGACAAAGCCACAAAAAUAAACACCAAGUACUGUUCUUGGACCUCACA